Molecule: messenger RNA, 2298 nt
Organism: Parnassius apollo (apollo)
Lineage: Eukaryota; Metazoa; Arthropoda; Insecta; Lepidoptera; Papilionidae
Source: the annotation of a GenBank genome assembly
AUGGUUUUCGCUUUUCUUAUUGUGUCUUUGCUUGGGCCUAUCAUCUUUGGCCAACCGGCUUGCGCUUCAGAAAUUCCCUGUGAAGAUGGUCGGUUGUGUCCGGCGCAUUGGUUGUGCUGCGAACACGGUUGCUGCGCACCCGCCAGCGCCACACCUCGUCACGAGCCUGACGAUGACGCCUUUAAGGAAAUUUUGUCUUAUCCCUGGUACACACAAUGGUCAGUCUUCAUUAUUCUCGGCUGUGGUAGUUUGCUGAGCAUCUUAGGUGUCUGCUGCGCGUGGUGCCUUCCCCUCCGGCGUCCGCAUGGCAGUUACAUGUGCUCAUUAUCGUGCUGCAUACAACGACCGAAUUCGGAACAUGACUCCGCUGGUUCAGUAUAUCCGCCACCACGAUAUAGUCGCUGCGGUUCUUUCCAUCAGGCUCCGCCGCCAUAUUCUGAAGUUACGUCAAAACCGGAUCUAUACCCUCUAGUGAUCACAUGCGCGGAAGGCGAUAGAAAAAAUGGUACUGGCGGAAACUAUCUCAUGGUUCACUAUUUUAGAAAUUACGUAAUUCGUCCACCAGGUUCUCUAUCUGCGACGAGUACUGCAGAGUCUCUGAACUCAAGCUUCAUAUGCAACGCAGCAAAUGAAGCUAACUCGAUCAUACCGCCUCCGUACUCUUGCGCGAGCAACUACGAGGAGUGUGGCGCUGGGUGCGGCGCUGGGUGUGCGGGGUGUGCGGGGUACGCGCGGGCGGAGGUGCGCAGCACAACGCGCCGCGAGCCCUCUGCCAAUUUCCGCGAGAACCUCAUCGCUUCACCCGUGGAGCCGCUACAGGAUGCAGCAUUUGAUUUGGAGCUGGAAUUGAUUGACUACGAGAUGUAUUGUGAUGGAGGUUGCAAGCCGCGAUUAGGCACAUCUCCAACAGCUCAUCGCUCACACUCCAACGUCAAUCACAAAGUUUAUGACCAUGAAGCGUACGGACCGCACAAUCUUUUCUCUAGUCCUUCAGAAGAAAACGCCGGUGCCUGUGAAUCUCCUCCACAGCCAACCAGCCCCACACAAACAUCAAAGGAAUCUACCCUACAUAUACCAAGCGACGAGAGAUCGGAAAGAAGGAGCAGGCGAUUAGAAAACGUCAGAAAAACUCUUAAAGCGAGAAAAUCUAGUCUCUAUAUGCCAUUGUCAAUUGCUCACUCCGGUAGACAGUCGAGGAUAUCUCCAGGGUCAAGAAUAUCUUCGCGAUCUGCUCCAGCCACGCCUUGUGGAGCACUUGUGCCUAACAUCCUUAUAUUCACGCAAAGAGUAUCCACGUCAAGGUAUAGUUCGAGAUCUUCUCGCCUCGAAGAAGAAAACGACCCACUACUUACGGACGCUAACUCGAUCAUACCGCCUCCGUACUCUUGCGCGAGCAACUACGAGGAGUGUGGCGCUGGGUGCGGCGCGGGGUGUGCGGGGUGUGCGGGGUGCGCGCGGGCGGAGGUGCGCAGCACAACGCGCCGCGAGCUCUCUGCCGCUUUCCGCAAGAACCUCAUCGCUUCACCCGUGGAGCCGCUAGCUAACUCGAUCAUACCGCCUCCGUACUCUUGCGCGAGCAACUACGAGGAGUGUGGCGCUGGGUGCGGCGCGGGGUGUGCGGGGUGUGCGGGGUGCGCGCGGGCGGAGGUGCGCAGCACAACGCGCCGCGAGCUCUCUGCCGCUUUCCGCAAGAACCUCAUCGCUUCACCCGUGGAGCCGCUACAGGAUGCAGCAUUUGAUUUGGGGCUGGAAUUGAUCGACUACGAGAUGUACUGUGAUGGAGGUUGCAAGCCGCAAUUAGGUGUAUCUCCAACAGCGCAUCGCUCACACUCCAACUUCCAUGACACAGUUUAUCACCAUAAAGCAUACGGACCGCACAAUCUUUUAUCUAGUCCUUUAGAAGAAAACGCUGGUGCCUGUGAAUCUCCUCCACAGCCAACCAGCCCCACACAAACAUCAAAGGAAUAUACCCUACAUAGACUAAGCGACGAGAGAUCGGAAAGAAGGAGCAGGCGAUUAGAAAACGUCAGAAGAACUCUUAAAGCGAGAAAAUCUAGUCUUUAUAUGCCAUUGUCAAUUGCUCACUCCGGUAGACAGUCGAGGAUAUCUCCAGGGUCAAGAAUAUCUUCGCGAUCUGCUCCAGCCACGCCUUGUGGUGCACUUGUGCCUAACAUCCUUAUAUUCACGCAAAGAGUAUCCACGUCAAGGUAUAGUUCGCGAUCUUCUCGCUUCGAAGAAGAAAACGACCCACUACUUACGGACGUUGAGAACCCACCACUAUUUGAUCAUAAAUUUUAA